GUGUUUUUUAAGGCAUUAAAUGCAGUACACUUAAUUGUAUAGAGCUUGCACAGAUCAUUUUCCUUAUGUUUUGUUAUGGGAUUCGAAGGCUGAUUUCCAAAUCGUCACCUCAAACGGACGUUUUUCUCUCUGUAUGCUAUUUCAGCACAGCAGCACAAUUUUUGCAUACAUAAAAUUCGACGAUUGGUGGGGUUAGAGGAGACAGGCGUACACAGCAAAUGGCUGAACAAGCAGGCCUUUCCGUUGAAGAAAAGGAAGAAAAUAUCAGUCAAGGAGAGAAAGUUAAUCAUAUAAAAAAUACAGAGAAGAGGAAGCGAAAGAAAGUUUCUGCAGAGGUGGAGAAGAGAGGAGGAGUAUGUUACUUGAGCCGCCUGCCUCCGCAUAUGAAACCACUCAAGCUUAGGCAAAUUCUUUCUAACUAUGGGGAGGUCCUCAGGAUUUAUUUGGCACCGGAAGAUCCUGUUGUGAGAUUGCGUCGGAGACGAGCAGGGGGGAACAGAGGAAAGGAAUUCACAGAAGGGUGGGUGGAAUUUUCAAAGAAAAGUGUUGCAAAGAGGGUUGCAAGCAUGUUAAAUGGGGAACAAAUAGGAGGUAAAAGGCGAUCAUCGCAUUAUUAUGAUCUUUGGAAUAUCAAGUACCUUCACAAAUUUAAAUGGGACAAUCUUACUGAAGAAAUUGCAUACAAGAAUGCAGUCCAUGAGCAAAAAUUGACUAUGGAAUUAGCUGCUGCCAAGAAGGAACGAGACUUUUAUCUUGAUAAAGUUGAACAAUCACGGGCUAUUAGCUCUUUUGAAGAGCGCUUGAAGAAGAAGCAAAAGAGGGGAGCAGAAGGGUCAGAUAAAGCUAAGGAUUCAAAGACAAAUGAUCUAGAGCCAAGGGUUGUUCGAUUUUUUCCACAGAAGAAGUCUAUUUCUGAUGCAGUCACUCAUUCUUCACCAAGGCUUUCAAAAGAACUUUUGGCUGGGGUAUUUGGAGGUUCGUCUUCAUGAUAUAAAAGAAUUAUAUUUGCAUAAAUGGUGUAUGAAUGGCAUUGCAUUAGUUGUGUGUUUAUAAUCACCAUUACUUCCCUUGUGUCAAGGUAUAAUUUGACACCUAAUAGAACAUUCCCAGACUCCAAAUGGCAGGAGUGGAAUAACCUGCCAUUAGGAUCUAGGCAUAAGCCAGCCUGGGAGCGUGAUUUAAACAGGUUCUUUCAGUUUUGAUGAUCUAGAGAAGCUUUACAUGAUCAUUUAAUGAAAUUGACAUUUGGCAAGCCUUGCUAUUUGGUGCAUGGCAUAUUCUUCAAUAAGUGAACAGAUUUCGUGGAAGUACAACUUAAAGGUAAUAUCUAAGCUCAAAUAUUAGUGUUUUGAACUUUUUGAGUGUAAAAUAUGUUCAAUUCAUGUAUAAUAGAAGCCAGUCAGGUCUAUAUAAAACAUCUGCUUUAACGAUUUUUUCAGUUAUUUGACAAUUUUCAUUA
This is a messenger RNA of Cryptomeria japonica (Japanese cedar), 1459 nucleotides long. RefSeq names its product pre-rRNA-processing protein ESF2. Gene Ontology annotation, cellular component: nucleolus. The record is from RefSeq and is a predicted model, not a curated record. The transcript has 7 exons. Lineage: Eukaryota; Viridiplantae; Streptophyta; Pinopsida; Cupressales; Cupressaceae. Gene Ontology annotation, molecular function: RNA binding. The coding region runs from base 219 to 989 and encodes 256 amino acids. Gene Ontology annotation, biological process: endonucleolytic cleavage in ITS1 to separate SSU-rRNA from 5.8S rRNA and LSU-rRNA from tricistronic rRNA transcript (SSU-rRNA, 5.8S rRNA, LSU-rRNA); endonucleolytic cleavage to generate mature 5'-end of SSU-rRNA from (SSU-rRNA, 5.8S rRNA, LSU-rRNA); small-subunit processome assembly.